AUAAAGCAGCAGUCCUAAGGCAUUGUAGACGGACUUGAAUAAAUACUGUCUCUGUCGCGCUGGAGCAUAACAACUAGUCCGCUCCCAAGGCUCUCAAUCCGAUCUUUCACAGGACAAUCCCGUCGUUCUACCACAUAGCACAUUACCAUUUUAUUGUCGGGGACCCUCGCAACAUACAGCGCCCUGAGCAACGAUACCAUGAACACACAAUCUACCUUCCCACCAACUUCAGCGCAUGUCGCGCACCAGACCCUCGCUGCCGGCGACGGCGGCGUGAUGGGAGAGUCACCGCCCGCCUUCCAAACAGUCUCGCCAGGGUCAACAACUAGCGCUGGUUAUGAAACCACACUGUCUGCUUUCCCAACAGCCCGAGCGCUAGCCAUGGAGAUCGAGACACAGCCUGAACGGCUUAUCGCAUUAGAGACGAUGAUGCAGUGGAUAUACGGAAAUCAGCUCAAGUUGCUUGAGAAGAUGGAUAAAGUAAUGUCAGAUAUCGGCAAAGUGCAGGAAAGCUUGGAGUCUGUAAAGGCCGCUAUCAAUAAAUUGUCGGACGAUUUCAAUCGCUGGCUUUCUGAAGUCGGAUGCGGAAUAACGGACAGAUCGACUAGGUAAUCCUGUUGUGGAUGGCAACAUGUACAGAAAAGAGGGGAGCUAGAUGAGAAGGACGUGGAGUACUUAGUAGUCUAAAUUCAGUCUACGCCUGCAUCGCACGACCAUUGUUCCGUCGAUCUCUAAUAAUUGGCUCUACACCCUAACCUACCAGAACCUGAAAGCGCCGCAGGAUACUCCU
Messenger RNA from Canariomyces notabilis, 790 nucleotides. RefSeq lists its product as uncharacterized. The record is from RefSeq and is a predicted model, not a curated record. NCBI's taxonomy places the organism in Eukaryota, Fungi, Ascomycota, Sordariomycetes, Sordariales, Chaetomiaceae. The transcript has a single exon. The coding region runs from base 199 to 612 and encodes 137 amino acids.